AUGAAAAGUAAUGAGUAUGGCUGCACCUUUGAUAUUCAUUUUGAAGCCCGUUUGGAUCCAGGAUACCCGAAGGAUCUCAGAGUUGAACUUACCAUUUGUAAUUCUCUGAAAUCAAGUAAGCUCGAGGCCAAAACAAGAGCAGCUAUUUACAAUCUGGCGAACUCUCAACUUGAUGGUCUGGCUCCAAAGGUACUUGAGUAUGGUUUUGGUAUUCCUACUGCUAAAGUGGAUGGGGAAUUGGAUUACGUGGUGAUGGAGUUCAUUACGGAAGCUACGUGUCUCGACACAUUCUGGGAAGAUCACCAUCAGGAUAAUCAACGAGAAUUGGUAGACUCGAUUGCCCGCGUCGUGGAGAAACUUCAAAAGUUAGACCCACAAACCCUCAUCGAAAGUCUAGCAGGAACUUAUUUUGUUUCCCCCGAAUAA
Molecule: messenger RNA, 426 nt
Organism: Penicillium manginii
Lineage: Eukaryota; Fungi; Ascomycota; Eurotiomycetes; Eurotiales; Aspergillaceae
Exons: 1
Coding region: 1-426 (141 amino acids)
Source: RefSeq, a predicted model, not a curated record